AACUGCGCAUUGCAUAUUCAGCUAACAACUAUUUAACACCGACGUUUUAUAACUUUACUCAACACAUUUCGAACAGCUCUAAGUGAACAAAUAUUGGAAUAUUUAGAUCUGACAAAGAAAACGAACAAAAUGUUUAAAAUAAUUGUCGCUUUGUCAAUUGUGUGUCAUCAUGUGCAAAGUAAAUGUAAAACAGAAAGUGGAUGUCGGAACGUGGCUUUGCCUCUCAUGGAUAGCAAUUUAGAAGCGACACUAACAGCAAACAUUAACACUGAUAAGUUAAACGAACAACUUCAAACUUAUAUAGCACAGGAAAUCAAACAAGGCAACCAUGGGUUUGUCACCAACGUCACCACCGAAACACUGAAAGGAGCUUUAGGAAAUCUAACUAGGAAAAUAGAUACUCAAAUUAAUUCUUUGGAGACUAAGAUUGUCCAGCAAAACACCGAAAUCAAUCGUUUAAAAGCAAAAGAUAGUCCAAGGGGUACCUAUAUCAGGUGGGGGAGAACAGUAUGCCCAGGAGGAGCGAACAUUGUAUACGAUGGUACAGCUGCCGGGAAACAUUAUGGCGAUAAAGGAUCUGGGGCUAAUUACCUGUGCUUACCAAACAAUCCAGAGUGGAAUGAAUACGUAGAUGGAACAAACGGAGAAAAAGGUCAUUUGUACGGUGUGGAAUACGAAAUAUCAGGAAACACACCGUAUCCCAGAAGUUUACACAGUGAGAUUACACCAUGCGUGGUAUGUCUUGCCUCAAGGUCUACAGUGCUUAUGGUUCCGGCAAAACGUACUUGCAAUCACGGCUGGCAUAAGGAAUUUUCAGGAUACCUUAUGUCUUAUAUGAGCACCAGCGGUAGAACUCCGACAGAAUAUAUUUGUGUUGAUGAGACUUUGCAAUCACGUGGUCAUGGUAGUAGCCAAGCUGAAUUAUAUCCGGUGGAAGCUAUUUGUGGAAGUUUAAAAUGUCCGCCGUAUGUCAAAGGGAGAGAGAUUACCUGCGUUGUUUGCUCAAAAUAAAACAUUUUUUCUUUCUA
Messenger RNA from Mytilus trossulus (common blue mussel), 1028 nucleotides. Its product is annotated as short-chain collagen C4-like. Bases 130 to 1011 code for a protein of 293 amino acids. The record is from RefSeq and is a predicted model, not a curated record. Lineage: Eukaryota; Metazoa; Mollusca; Bivalvia; Mytilida; Mytilidae. The transcript is spliced from 3 exons.